UCCGGUUCUGGACCGUGCCUCGAUAAUGCAGGUUACCCCAGUAAAGAUAUUCCCCAGUUAAUUUCCAGAUAUUUUUGGCUAAAGAAAAGCAUUUGUCUCAACGAGAAAACUCUGGUGUUCUCUUCCCUUUUUGGAUAAAAAGGGACGCACAAAGCUGAGCUGAAUUUGUUUGUGCCAGUGUACCGCCCAUCUCCCUCAAAUGGGCUUUAGGUCCUUCCCUCUGGAGCUCUGGACCUGCGAUGGAGGAAGGAAAAACCGCCAAUCUCUUUCCUCGGCUAAUACGGGAAGGGAAGUUUACCUUUCUCCAAGAAGAGAUUGAAAAAAUUCCUGACCUGGACAGAGAUGUGAGACAGAAGCACUGGGAAAAGUCGCAAGACACCCUUCUCCACUUCGCAGCCAGGCACGGCCAACUAGAUAUCUUGCGUUACCUCACUGAGACCGUGGGAAUGAACAUUGAACUGGUGAACAAGGACUACAAGCGCCCCCUCCACGAGGCUGCCUCCAUGGGCCACCGGGAUUGCCUCUUAUACCUUCUGGAACGGAGAGCGGCAGUAGAUUGCUUAAAAAAAGCAGACUGGACUCCUCUCAUGAUGGCUUGUACGAGGAGAAACCUGGAGAUCAUCCGAGAUCUUAUCCAACACGGAGCCAACCCGCGGCUGAAGAACAAGGACGGCUGGAAUUGCUUCCACAUUGCCAGUCGCCAAGGGGAUCCCCGGGUCGUUCAAUAUUUGCUGGAUGCUUCACCAGAUAUUUGGGAGACGGAAAGCCGGAUCAGAAGGACGCCUCUCCACACAGCAGGUUGCAUCGCAUGCACCCCCUCUUAAGAGGGUUGAGUUGCUAUUAUGCUAAUACAAUAAAAGAAAUUAUAAGACUUGAAAUAUUAAAAGCGGGGAGAGAUGGAAGAUAGAAUUAGAACACCUAUUAAUGUAAGUUCUUGGUGGCACAGUGGUUA
This is a messenger RNA of Pseudonaja textilis, 952 nucleotides long. NCBI's taxonomy places the organism in Eukaryota, Metazoa, Chordata, Lepidosauria, Squamata, Elapidae. The record is from RefSeq and is a predicted model, not a curated record.